This is a messenger RNA of Sorex araneus (European shrew), 1745 nucleotides long. RefSeq names its product adaptor related protein complex 1 subunit mu 1 (gene AP1M1). Gene Ontology annotation, cellular component: clathrin-coated vesicle; clathrin adaptor complex. Bases 150 to 1421 code for a protein of 423 amino acids. Gene Ontology annotation, molecular function: clathrin-cargo adaptor activity. The transcript has 12 exons. The record is from RefSeq and is a predicted model, not a curated record. Gene Ontology annotation, biological process: vesicle-mediated transport; intracellular protein transport. NCBI's taxonomy places the organism in Eukaryota, Metazoa, Chordata, Mammalia, Eulipotyphla, Soricidae.
CUGCGCACUGCGGGCAGCACCUCCCAGGCCGGACAUAACGGUCCGUGCGCGGCUGCCCGGGCGGAAGUGGCCGCGAGCCGUCCCGGCGCGCGCCCGGUCUUGCCCAACGCCUGGGAGUCCCCGCCGUGCCGCCGCGCCGGGCCGCCGCCAUGUCCGCCAGCGCCGUCUACGUGCUGGACUUGAAGGGCAAGGUGCUCAUCUGCCGGAACUACCGAGGCGACGUGGACAUGUCUGAGGUGGAGCACUUCAUGCCCAUUCUGAUGGAGAAGGAGGAGGAGGGGGUGCUGUCCCCCAUCCUGGCCCACGGCGGCGUCCGCUUCAUGUGGAUCAAACAUAACAACCUGUAUCUGGUUGCCACCUCGAAGAAGAAUGCGUGCGUCUCCCUGGUCUUCUCCUUCCUCUACAAGGUGGUCCAGGUGUUCUCCGAGUACUUCAAAGAGCUGGAGGAGGAGAGCAUCCGGGACAACUUCGUCAUCAUCUAUGAACUGCUGGACGAGCUGAUGGACUUCGGCUACCCGCAGACCACUGACAGCAAGAUCCUACAGGAGUACAUCACUCAGGAGGGCCACAAGCUGGAAACGGGGGCACCGCGGCCCCCUGCCACCGUCACCAACGCUGUGUCCUGGCGGUCAGAGGGUAUCAAGUACCGGAAGAACGAGGUGUUCCUGGACGUGAUCGAGUCUGUCAACCUCCUGGUGAGUGCCAAUGGCAACGUGCUGCGUAGUGAGAUCGUGGGCUCCAUCAAGAUGCGCGUGUUCCUGUCGGGCAUGCCCGAGCUGCGCCUGGGCCUCAACGACAAGGUGCUGUUCGACAACACUGGCCGCGGCAAGAGCAAGUCGGUGGAGCUGGAGGAUGUCAAGUUCCACCAAUGCGUGCGGCUGUCCCGCUUCGAGAACGACCGCACCAUCUCCUUCAUCCCACCCGAUGGCGAGUUCGAGCUCAUGUCCUACCGCCUCAACACACAUGUGAAGCCUCUGAUCUGGAUCGAGUCAGUGAUUGAAAAACACUCGCACAGCCGCAUCGAGUACAUGAUUAAGGCCAAGAGCCAGUUCAAGCGUCGCUCCACGGCCAACAACGUGGAGAUCCACAUCCCGGUGCCCAACGACGCCGACUCGCCCAAGUUCAAGACCACGGUGGGCAGCGUCAAGUGGGUCCCUGAGAACAGCGAGAUUGUGUGGUCUAUCAAGUCCUUCCCGGGUGGCAAGGAGUACCUGAUGCGGGCGCACUUCGGCCUGCCCAGCGUGGAGGCGGAGGACAAGGAGGGCAAGCCGCCCAUCAGCGUCAAGUUCGAGAUCCCCUACUUCACCACCUCGGGCAUCCAGGUGCGCUACCUGAAGAUCAUUGAGAAGAGCGGCUACCAGGCGCUGCCCUGGGUGCGCUAUAUCACCCAGAACGGAGACUACCAGCUCCGGACCCAGUGAGGGGCCUUCAGGGAGCCCCCAAGGAAGCGCUACAGAGCUGAUCAGAGGAGGGGCCACUCCUGCCCUACCCACCUGCUCGCUGGCCAGCCCCCGGCCUCCCCUUGGCCUGUGCCACCAGUUUUGCUGGGGGCUGGCAGUGCAGCCUGGCUGGAGGCCUGCCCUGCACUUCCCAGGCCUGCCCGGAAGCACUUAGGGGCACCCAUGGCCCGACCUGUCCUGCCACAUCAGUGUUUGCUCUGUGGGUGGGUCCCGCCUGCGGGCCGGGGGGCGGCCAAGCCCCAAGACUGUGUUGUUGCCACAUUCAUUAAACCCAUCCUGACCAUG